GUAACCGGACGCUCUUGUGUGUGUGUGUAGUGUGUGUAGUGUACAUUCGUUUGGUUCGCGAUACCAUAACGCGAUAUUUAUUGUAUCUUUAAAAUCGCAUCAAGUACUGUAGCGGUUGUGACUUGUGGUGUACGUGACUCGGGAAAUUUAUCAUAGCGCUGUUAGUGCGUGUUAUAAUAUAUAUAUAUAGGACGGGUUACGUUGUGCGAAUUGCGUGGAGUUUAUCGUCUGUGUUUUACGGAAUAGUUUGGCCGAUUGCUAAUCGCUUGAAACUUUUGAAAGUUCCUAAGUUAUACGCCAUGUGUGAUAAUGAGUUGGCGGUACUUUGACAGCCGACAAGCCGAACGGGUUGGGAACAAUUGGGUUUGAGUGUUGAAUAAUUGAUCGUAUAUGGAUUGGUAAAUAACCAUACUCGAUCGACAUGAACACGGUACAGAGCUCUGGAGGAGGUGGCGGCGGCGGAAGCAGCAAGGACAAAGGACUAGAGGAGUUGGUCGUGAUCACGCCAAAUGAGAGAAACUGGCGAGGCAUACUUAUUGCUUUGUUGGUCAUCAUAGCCGUAUUAGGCUUGAUUAUAUUCUUCAUCGUUCUACUGUCACCGCCAUAUCAAGGACCCAGAAACCUAGGCAGUAAGUUUACUGUCGAGCAGAUCGUAGGGGACACGUUCAAAGCACCGCCAUUCAACGGGUCUUGGAUUUCAAACGUCGAGCUCGUGAUUCGAGACACUCACGGUGGCGUCAGUGUUUACAACGUCGAAACCAACAAGCACAGGGUACUACUCACCAGUUCUUCGUUUAAACGCGUCAACGCCAUUGAUUUCCAAGUGUCAAGUGAUCAAAAUUUUGUACUGCUCGCGUCAGACGUUAAAAAAGUGCACACAAACACCCGAGAAGCCAAGUAUCACGUGUUCGAAGUAGCUACACAAAAUGGCGUGUCGCUUACGACCGUACCCAAGUCAAUGGACGACAACGACGCCAUUUUUGUGCAAAGGGUACAAUGGUCACCGACGGGCAAUGGACUUGUGUUUGUGCACAAGAACGACGUUUACUAUAAAAUGCAAGCAGCUCGAUCGGGCAAGAUCGUCAGGAUCACGUGGACCGGAUCAUCAAUAGUUUACAACGGAGUGCCGGAUUGGUUGUACCAAGAGGAGAUUUUCAAGUCGGACAAGGCGUUUUGGUUUUCACCGACCGGCCGGUACUUGGCGUUUGCGACGUUCAACGACACGCUGGUUGGCGAAUACAAAUAUCCUGUGUACAACACCAGGUCUCAGUAUCCGUACUACCAAUCGCUGCGUUAUCCCAAGACCGGCACGCCUAAUCCUGCGGUCACUGUUUGGCUGACGGACUUGCGAAACGGCAGCACGUUGGACUUGACGACAAUCAGCAAACCGCAAGCGUUGCAUUUGGAAAGUGAACCGUAUCUGAUGCACGUGAAAUGGGCCAGUGACCGGCUGAUGGCGGUCGUUUGGAUGAAUAGAAAACAAACCAUAAUGGUCAUAUCCGUGUGUUCCGAACCCAGCUGGGAAUGUCACGACUCAUACGUGGAAAGAAUCAACGACGGGUCCGGAUGGUUGGAAAGCACAGAUGUGAUAUUUAACAAAGAGGGCACCAGCUAUUUGGCUAUUCUUCCAGUGUUGGACGGUCAACACGGAACGUUCCCUCACGUCUGCGUCGUGGACAUAUUCACUCAAGUAAUGGUUCCCCUGACCAGCGGCCGUUUUUGUGUCGUCCGAAUCGUCCAAUGGGAUCAACAGAAUCAGCUAAUAUAUUUCGAAGCCAUACCCGAAGGAAAAGCUGCCCAACGCCAUCUGUACAAAGUGUCGGACAACUUGAACAGAUCAGUUAGCUGGGAGUGUUUAACGUGUCCGCCAGUGAGCGCUCCAAAAAACGAAACCAAAUCCAAUAUUUCCACAUCUUCCGAUAUCAGUGACUCCUUCCGACUCAGUCUCAGAGGGCUGGAAUCGGCAAAAAUCCCUCAGGACUCGUGGCCGGUCAGAACAAAUUCGUGUUUAUUCAUCCGGUCGCACUUCUCGGACUUUCCAAAUUCCAAAUAUUACGUCUUAGAAUGUUUAGGUCCUCAAGUUCCAAAAGUGAUUUUGAUGAACGUCCAUACAAAUCAAAAAGUGAUGACACUGAACAACUACACACAGUUAGCGGCCAAGUACUCUACAAUGGCUAAGCCAAACAUCCAAAUCAUGCAGGUGGAAAUCGAAAACGGUUACAUUGCCCAGACGAAGCUCAUGUUGCCGCCGGCCUUCAAAGAGUAUGAUGAAACUGCGUUUCCGUUCAUUUUAUACGUGAAGGGGAAGCCCGGGACACAAUCGGUGACCGAAGAGUGGUCGGUCGACUGGGCAACGUACUUAAGUAGCAACCGGAAUAUCAUCAUAGCCACGAUAGACGGUCGCGGUACUUCGGGCCAGGGCGACAGGACCAGACAGUCCAUAUUUUACAAGCUAGGCAUCAUGGACAUCCAGGAUCAGUUGUCCGUUCUACUAUAUCUCAGAGACACUUUGAAGUUUAUCGACAGGGAUCGCAUUGGGAUCUGGGGAAAAGGAUACGGUGGAUACGCCACCGGAAUGAUGUUGGCCAAACAACCGGCCAUAUUCAGAUGUGCGAUAGCCACGUCUCCGGUUACGAACUGGGCACAUUUCGAUUCUGCUUGGACCGAGAAGUUUAUGAGCACUCCGAACGUGACGGACAACUACCGAGGAUACGAGGAAUCCGACUUGAACCGAAGAGCCAAAUAUCUGAAAGACAAGCUAUUGUUACUGAUACACGGCAGCGCCGACGAAACGGUCCACUAUCAACACAGUAUGAUGCUAAUAAAAGCUUUGACUGAAAGCGGAAUAAUGUUCAGACAUCAGACUUAUCCGGACGAAGGGCAUGACUUUGACGGCGCCAUAAGGCACUUAUUCCUCUCGAUGGAGCACUUUUGGGACGAGUGCUUUGGGCCAAUUGACUUCGACGACUGGGACGAGAGCCUGAGUUUUUUCACGUUCACCCAAUAACCAUCACUUUUGAAUUCUUACUCCGCUCCUGCGUUAGACAGUGGGGUAAAAAUUCAAAAGACACAUAAAAAACAAAUACCACAGGGUGAUUAAAAUCAUUUUUGUACGUGCGCGACAUUAGUAUUGGCCAUAGCCCACAGUCGACGUAAGUACAACAAGUACACCUGCAAGUUUUGACAAUCUGUUGAAAAAAAAGGCAGUGCUUUUGUAUUUUGAGCUGGCCGUAAUAAUAUCAUGUUUAGCACACUAUUUAAAUGAUUCGUGUAAAUAUACUAUAUCGUUGUUAAUGUAAUAUUAUAUAAAUAAGCUAACGGCAAGUCCUAUAUGUUUGCCACUUAAAUCGUCGAAACUACAGUUAAUUAAUUUUACAAACAAGAACCGUACAAUGUCAUAAGGGACUACUUAAAAUAGUUUUGCUGAAAAAACAAAAACGGCUUUGGUCUAGUUUUUUUAACGUUUAUAGCGAACAAACGUAUUAGGAUGGCACGAGUAUAAAUAAAAAAUAAAUAUUCAUAAGAAACUAUAAUUUAUAAACUUGAUUUGUCGCGUGUUCAUUAUUUAGUUUAUAGAAUUAAAUAUUAUCAGAAACGAUUGCGAUAUCACCUAAACAUGUACAAACUGUUAGCAAAAGUGUACAGAGCGUCAUCAAACUAGUACAGUUUUGCUAAUAGUUAAAAUGUUAUUUACAAUAAUAAUUGUUAUGAAAUGAAGUAUAAUAAUUCAAAGUCGUUCGAAACUAAUGUUGUUGUCCAUAUUGUUAAUGUGUAUAUUAUUAUUUUGUUUGUGUUUGUGUAUGUGUUUGUUACGUGUUAAGUAUUUAUAAGUGUUUUUGUGUUAACCCCAAAUUAGACAUGGAAAAAUAUCGGUGUUUGGAAAAAAUUGCAUGCUUUUUAAGUAGCAUGCUACUGCCAAUCCAAAUAAACGCCACUCUGAAAAAACCUGCUUUUAAAAAAAUUGUAUAACAACUUCAAUCACCUAGUGUCUUUAAACCUAGGUAUCAUAAUGAUUUUUCGUUUCUAGUCAAUUAAAAAAAAAACAACUGUUAUCAUUAUUGUGUACUUAUAUAUUUUUUUUUUUAAUGCAUUCCAUUUAAAAGUGAAUUCUGUGAAUGCAGUGAUAAUACUCUUUUAGAUUUCUGAAUGUGAAUGUUACUUUUACUCAUGAUCCAAACACUGAGAAACAUCCAUCUUUUUUGGUUAUCAAUAAAACCGUCGAAUGCCCCAUUAUGUUCAAUUUUAUGAAAUAAGAUUUUAUUUUUGUACAUCAACAAUUUUUUUAACGUUUCAUUAAUAUAACUUUAUUUGUUUUUUUAUAAUCCAUUACAAUGAAAUUUGGUUUUAAUAUUUUUUCGUAUUGUACCAUAAAAUAUUAUGUACAUGAGUAUAAGCAUAAAGGUAAAUCCAGACUGUUUAAAAUUGUUUCUGUAUGGUUGACAUCUCAAAUUUUAAUUUGACGGUCUACACAUUAAACAAAAUAUUAUGUACCUAGCUUAGUUGUUGUUAACUAAUGUUGUGGUCCUUAUAAAUUUAUAACGCACUGGUUAAAGUUAAAAAUAUUAUCACUAAAAUAUUACACUUUAUCAAACAAAUAUAAAAGCCAAUGAUUUGUGAAAGUAUUCUACUCUUUAAAAAAUUUUACAAAUAUCGUUUUUAUAAUUCGUUUAAGACUUGAACAAGUUACACAGUAUUUGACAGUGUAAUUCCUGUCCGUUUGGAUCAAAUGUUAUUGCGGUUAUAUUUAUUAUUAUUUAUUUAUUGUUAUUUUAAUUAUUUAUAUUAUUAUACUUUAUCAUUUAUAUUUAUUGUUAUUAUUGUUAUUACUAUUAUUAUAUUUAGUUAAGUUAUGCUUUUUGUCGAUUACUCAUACAUUUACUUUCCUAUCUAAAUUGUUGUUAUGUUUGUAAAUUAUUUUUAUUUAUGUGAUCUCUUAGUGGACAUAAUAUUCUGAUUUGUUUUAAGAAUUCGGCUGUGUUUUUAUUAUGAUUAUUAAUAAUAAUAUAAUAUUAUAGUUUUUUUUUAUUCCUAGCGUGUAUUGUAUUGUAUUGUAUUGUGUUGUGUUGUGUUGUGUUGUUUGAUAAUAUUUAUUUAAGCCCAAAGUACCAAAGUCCGUCCAAAAUAUGAUAGUUAUAUUUAAUUACUCGUCUGAACGGUUAGGUUCAACGUUUAUGAAGUAUAACAAUAUUAGAGCCUUAAGUAUAUAUGUACAUAAUUUGCCAUUACCUAUAAUAUUAUCGACAUAUGAUUAUAUUUCAUCGCUUUGAAGUAGAAAUUUGUUCAUAACAGUACCGUUUAUUGUUUUAAUUAAUUAUGCUAAAUGACAUAUCAAUAAUUCAUUCGAGCCUCUUCUAAAUAAAAUAGGUCUCUAAUCGCACUAUUGUUGCUAAUAACUAUAUUAUUGGGGAAAAAAAUAUAUCAAUUAAUUUUCUAUUGUUGCGCUUUAAACUAUGUAAGUCGACAAUAUAACGUUGCUUUCUCGUUAUUAACGUUGUCAUAAUAAGUAUACGCCUUUUGUUUCUCUAAUUGGAUUAGAUAUAAUAUAUUUUGUCGAAGAAUUCUGUCUUUCGGUCAACAAUUUGUGUUUUGACUAACUAGAGUAGGUGAAACCCACACGCAUGACGAAAUUAAUAUGACUGUAUGGUUAUUAAAUUCGAUAGUAUUGUUUAAAAUUUUUCUUAAGUUCCUACAGAAUUUUUGUUUUGAAAACUCGAGGAUAUUUGUAUUUUAUUAUUAUAAAUAAAUAAAACGCAUCUC
This is a messenger RNA of Adelges cooleyi (spruce gall adelgid), 5757 nucleotides long. Its product is annotated as prolyl endopeptidase FAP-like. The record is from RefSeq and is a predicted model, not a curated record. The coding region runs from base 422 to 3007 and encodes 861 amino acids. Gene Ontology annotation, biological process: proteolysis. The transcript is spliced from 19 exons. NCBI's taxonomy places the organism in Eukaryota, Metazoa, Arthropoda, Insecta, Hemiptera, Adelgidae. Gene Ontology annotation, molecular function: dipeptidyl-peptidase activity; serine-type peptidase activity.